Molecule: messenger RNA, 700 nt
Organism: Cuscuta epithymum
Lineage: Eukaryota; Viridiplantae; Streptophyta; Magnoliopsida; Solanales; Convolvulaceae
Source: the annotation of a GenBank genome assembly
GUUGAACAUGGUGGCUGGUUUAACAAUGAAGGCAUCGAGGGCAGUGAAUUCAUGCCUUUGGACAGUGAUCUGGACCAAGUUGGUAAUGUAUGCAAUGAUGACAUUAUUAAUUCAGAAGAAUUUAUUGAUAAUGUCAACCAAAAUAGGUCCAUCAUAUCCCACCAUGAACCCACUCGCAUUGCACUUCAUGCCAUUUAUGGAAGCAAGAAGGAACUUGAUUUUCACUUAAAGAUGUAUGCCAUCACCAAUUUCUUUCAGUAUAAAACGAAGACAUCUUUCCCAAAGGUUUUGCAUGUUGUGUGUGUUGAUCACCCCAAUUGCAAGUGGGCUGUGCGUGGUGUGUGCAUCGACGGAGUCUCAUUGUUCCAGGUUAAAAGAUUUGACUCUGAGCACACAUGCUCCAUUGAUGUGCGUCAACGAAAUAGCCGUCAGGCUACGUCUAGGAUUAUUGCUGAACUAAUCAAACACGAAUACGGUGAUCCAUCGAAUAAGCCAUACCCUCCGAAAUCCGUGAUGCUUGAUAUGCAAACCAAAUAUGGCAUUUACAUGUCAUAUAAAAAAGCAUGGAUUGCCAAAGAAUUGGCAAUGGAAAUGGCUAUGGGAUCUGAAAAACAAUCAUAUGCUCGGCUACCUUCAAUGUGUCACGUGUGGGAUCUAAAUAGAAUCGGUUUUUUAGUUUCCUCUAGUUGUUGGAUGUAUU